Messenger RNA from Danio aesculapii, 4774 nucleotides. It is a transcript of the gene rras2, whose product is annotated as RAS related 2. Gene Ontology annotation, cellular component: plasma membrane. The transcript is spliced from 6 exons. The record is from RefSeq and is a predicted model, not a curated record. NCBI's taxonomy places the organism in Eukaryota, Metazoa, Chordata, Actinopteri, Cypriniformes, Danionidae. The coding region runs from base 268 to 876 and encodes 202 amino acids. Gene Ontology annotation, molecular function: GTPase activity; GTP binding; GDP binding. Gene Ontology annotation, biological process: signal transduction.
CCCUCAUCUUGCAGCACAGGCAGUCAGUCAGUGCCUGGUAGCGAUUUGGACGAGGGCGUAUGGACUUGAGGCAGCAGUGUAUGCAUUUCCCACAGACUGUGGUCGUACUUUUCUCCUCUUGGACGGAUUACCGCUGAGUUGACACAUAGCCCAAAAGCCGCUUCGCAUUUUUCCGCUGCAUUUCUCCAUCUGAAGGCCUGUCACAGAGUAAAGUGGCUCGGCGUGCGUGUGUUUAGACAGCGGAGCGAGAGCAGCAGUGUGUCCCCGAUGGCUGGCUGGAAAGACGGCUCAGUGCAGGAGAAAUAUCGCCUGGUGGUCGUCGGAGGUGGUGGCGUCGGAAAAUCAGCGUUAACCAUCCAGUUUAUCCAGUCAUACUUCGUCACCGACUAUGACCCCACGAUUGAAGACUCGUACACAAAGCAGUGUGUGAUUGACGAGAGGCCUGCGCGGCUGGACAUCCUGGAUACAGCAGGACAGGAAGAGUUCGGAGCCAUGAGAGAACAAUACAUGAGGACAGGGGAGGGUUUCCUUCUGGUCUUCUCUGUCACCGACCGGGGAAGUUUUGAAGAGAUCUACAAGUUUCAACGGCAGAUCUUGAGAGUGAAGGACCGAGAUGAAUUUCCCAUGAUUCUAGUGGGUAACAAAGCUGAUCUUGAGCAACAGAGACAAGUGACCCAAGAGGAAGGACAGCAGCUCGCUCGACAACUCAAAGUCACAUACAUGGAGGCCUCAGCUAAAAUCCGGAUGAAUGUAGACCAAGCUUUCCACGAACUGGUUCGAGUCAUUAGGAAGUUCCAAGAGCAGGAGUGUCCACCUUCACCAGAGCCUACGCGCAAAGAAAAGGACAAGAGCGGCUGCCACUGCGUGAUCUUCUGAUUGGCCGCUAAUAGUUGGCAAUCACCCAGCUGCUGUCACCGGCCCCUCCCCCCCACACACCCUGCCUUCUGACAUCACGUCCUGUGCGGAUCAGUUCGCUGCCUUUCUACAUGUGCAUGUCUUCAAAUCAGCAGUCGCUCUCAUAGCCUUAUCAGGGGCCUUUGUGCCUCCAGGACUUCACUACUAGAAGAACCAAACUGACAAAAUCUUGACCGAACUCACCAUUCUACCUUCAACUAGAGUACUGACAUCAACGUGACCUAGAAUAUGGUAAUCGUGCCCCAACACUAAACAUCGCUUCUUACAAAAACACACACACACGCACACACACACACACAUACGAUUCCUUUUUUUUUUUGUAUUUUGAAGGAUUUUUUUUCCUCUUGCCUUGUGACAUUUGUACUCUUGCUGCGAUUUAAAGGAUUAAACGAAACACCGUUGGGAUUGCGGAUGACUACUUUUAGUCACCGGUCUUUUAGAGAUGACGUUCUGAAGCUUUGUUUGUGUGUGUGUGUGUUGUGCCAUAUCUGUUUUUACUUGCGUAUGUUAAGCAGCGAUUGUACAUAAGUGAAAAUUCGUGUGAGUUGAGACCACCUUUAUAGUGUGUGCGCGAGUUUGACCAGCUUGUUUUGACAUGCGUUAAAAUGGUAAUGUAUACUCGCAGAAAUGUACAUAUAUAGAUAGCCUCUAACAUGAUGCCAACUUUGUCAGUAGUGAAGUCGUUUUUAAUUUUUUUUUCUUGUUUUAUUUCUCGAGAUGUCUUUUUUGGUCUGCUUUUUUGCAUUGUAAGGCUUCUUGGCGGGUAUGGAUUUGAUUAUUUUAAGGGAUAGUUCGACUAAAGAAUGAAAAUUGAAACUCUCAUGUAGGCACAGGACGUCAACAUGAUGUCAUAUUGACGUUGUACCCCAAUUUCGUGGGGAUGUUGGACUUUGUUUUGAAAUGAAAAUCAGGUUGACGUCAGAACCCAAUGUCAGGCCUACAUCAAUAUCCUACGUCGAACCUAAAGUCAACCAAAUAUCAACGUCUACUCAUGUUACACCUUGACGUUGUGUGGACAUUACCAGUAUGACAUCUAUCAGACGUUGGAUUUUGGUCACUUUCCAACACAACCUAAAAUCAACCAAAUAUCAAUGUAAAUUGAUGUCAUUAAUGGAUGUCAAAAUAAUGUUGUACUUAGACGCUGGCUAGACAUUUAAUUUUGGUUUACCAGACAUCAUGACCUAAAUCGAACCUUUUAUUAACAUCUUAUGAUGUUGUGUACCUGCUGGGAUUGUUCCAAACCAAAAUAUUUGUCUCUGAAACACACAUGCAACCUUUUUUAAAAGAUACUGGGUAGUUUGCGUACAAUCUAUAGUCGUUACUUACAAAUGUAUUUUUAUCCGUGAUAAAAAUGUUUUCAGUUUUCCUGAAAUUCAGAAGGAUGCAUCACAAUUAUUUUACAUGAUAUUUACAUGGCCAUUUUGAAUAUUCAAAACUAAACAAUACAACAUACUGUACCUUCUUUUAGAAAGAUAAAUUUAAUUGUAAUCUUAUGUAUAUUAAAAAAAAUUACAAGUACAAUAUUUUAAAAUCCUAAUUUAUCCAGAGGUUUUCUGCCAAAAUAAAAGAUCCAUGGUUUAAAAGGAAAGUUCACAGAAAAUGUCAUUUCUACCAUCAUUUACUCACCCUUAGAUCCCAAUCCUUAAGUUUCUCAACCUAAAGGUGAGUAAACAGUGUCAGAAUUCAAAUCUUUGGGUGAACUAUCCUUUAAUGCUUGAAAACAAAAUAUAAAAAGUAUAAUGUAGUAAUAAUAAUAAUAACAUUAAUUUUUUAAUUAAUAUUUAUUACUAUUUUUAGUCAUUUUUAAUACGGAAAACUACUGUUCCUUUAAUAAUACUAAGAAACAUUGUCAUUUUUUAUAAUUAUUAAAAUAUCAAGAAUAUUAUACUAUCGUUUUAAAUAGAGAGAGAGUGUGUGUUUGUGUGUAUGUACAGUAUAUGUACAGGAGUUGGCCAAUGAAACUGAAAGCCUGGUUUUAGACCACAAUAAUUCAUUAGUAUGGUGUAGGUCCUGCACAUUGGCCAGAGGGAUUUAGAGUCGUUCUUUUUGCAGAAUAGUGGCCAGAUCACCACAUAAUUCUGGUGGAGGAAACGUUUCCUGACUCACUCCUUCAAAACACCCCAAAGUGGCUCAAUAAUAUUUAAAUCUGGUAACUGUGGAGGCCAUUCACUUUCAUGUUCAUCAAACCACAAAGUUUUGCUGUGUGAAUCAGUACAUUAUCAUCCUGAUACAUGGCACUGCCUUCAGGAUAUAAUGUUUAAACUAUUGGUUGCACUUGGUCCUCUAGAGUCGUUCGGUUGUCCUUGACGUGCCCGUUUAGCAAUAGCAUUGGGUCUAGGGAAGGGCAUGAUAUUGCAGCCUAAAACAUCACUGAUCCACCCCAUGCUUCACUAUGGGCAUGCAGCAGUCUGGGGUUUACGCUUCUUUGGGGUUUCUCCAUAAUUCUCCAUAACUCUCCCGGAUGUGGUAAAGACAGUUAAUUAUUAUUAUUAUUAUUAUUAUUAUUAUUAUUAUUAUUAUUAUUAUUAUUAUUAUUAUUAUUAUUAUUUUACUUUUUUGCUGAAUGGAAAUGUAUAGUGUCUAAUGUAGUUUUAAGGCCGACUGUAAAAAUAAAAUUCACACAAAAGUCAUGCAGGUUUGGAAUGACAUGACAAUUUUCAUCUUUUUGGUUGAGCUGUCCCUUUAACUUCUAUGAUUGUGAAAUGUAUUGUACAUGUAGCCAGAUUGUUCAAGUUUUCUUGACUCUCAGCUCAGAUUUCUACAGACUCUCUCCAGACUCAGGUUCCUCUAUAUACAGUGUUUUCACAAUGUUCGGACGACGUUCGCUCAGUUGUGCACAAUAGCCUGUCUGUUCUCUACUAAGUACCCCACGAGAAGUUGUGUGUUUUUCUGGCUUUGCAUUUUCAUUUUACUUUUGCUGUGAUUUUUCUUUUUAAAAGUUGGUUUGGAAAAGCAUUUAAGUGACUGAAUCAGUGUAGAGACUUGGUUUCAAGGGGACGGUUCAACUGCUGACAUCACAGGCAUCCUUUAAACAUCGUUUCAUGUACAUAAUCAGAAAAAAAUAAGCCUUUUUUAAAAUAUAUCACACACAAGAGAGAAUUCAUACACCAUAUACACACAUUCCCUCAAGACUGGCCUUUUUCGGUUUGACAUCUCUGUGACGUUCACAUUUAAAUCUGGUAUUUGUCAUCUGAUAAUUCAUAUACCAUGGGUUCAUAUCACUAUUGCAUCGUCACACUUUAUUCUCAUCUUUCUGUUUUAUUUCUAGCGUGCAUUUCUGUAUGAGGGAUACAAAUAAACUCUUUUAGUUUUGGUGUUUUAUCAUCAUGUAAUAUAAGAAAAAAAGAUGGAAGUGAUCUUUUGAAUGGACAUGAUUAAAUGUUUUUACUAUAUACUUUUAUACAUUAUUUUCUUAUCAGACUAGUUAAUGAGUAUUUUUAUAUGUUUGUAAGUGAAGAAAAAAAUGCUUUCGUGGCACAACUGUGUAUAUGUAAAGAGGAGUAUUUAAUUAUCUCGGUUUGUUUUUAACUGAAAAAAGGCCAAUGUAUGUGGAACUGUGGCUUUUUUGGUGAACAGAAGCCGAUAAACCAUCCAACUAGCCGUCCACCUCAUAGUGUAUGACAUAGAAUAAACCGAUGAACUCAGGUUCAUAUCCUACACAACCUUGUUCGUUAUACCAGUAAACGGCAAAAUGGAUGAUGAUGAAAGCGAGUAAGAACAGAAGUGCAUGACUCUUCCUCGUCCCAGAGUCUGUGUACAUCCAAACCAUACUGUGUUUUACUUGUUUAACACAUCUUUCCUUCCCCUUGUAUAGCCUCUGGUGCUAUAAUAAAUUCUAUGAUUUAUCUGUGAUACAUUA